GUUUAUGAAGAACAAAUAGCGGACACGCAGUCUUUUUGGAUGAAUGUGUUUUCCAUAUCCACCACAGAAAUCGCAAGUGCCCAAAGCUGUUUCCUAUCCUGGGGCCGCCAUACCAUUACAUCUUUUCUUGUGAUGUCUGUACUGUUAAACUGUCACGGAAAAGUAAAUUUGGGUGUCUUCUUUCCUUCUUAUUCUGGUCGAUGAUGAUAAAGGGUUCUGAUCUUUUGUACAAGUGUUUUUGGAGUUUAAUGUUGAUAAUCAGAUGCUUUCCAAGGUGCCCGGUAAUCUCCCACCUCAUGUGAAUAUCAACCUCAUUCGAAAGUAUUUGAAUUCAGGAAAUUUAGCACGCGCUCGCCAAUUGUUCGAUGGAAUAUCUCAACCAGAUGUGCGGUCAUGGACAGUCUUGAUUUCAGCUUAUACCAAGAAUGGUUGGUGUAAAGAAGCAAUCGAACUUUACACUAAUAUAAAAAACAGCGGAAAGAUAUGUCCUGAUAAGCUCGCUCUUUUAGCAGUAACCAAGGCUUGUGCAACUUCAAGGGACUUGGCAAAGGCCAAAGAAAUUCAUUCUGAUGUCUUGAGGUACAGGUUUAGCUCGGAUUUGCUUCUAGGGAAUGCUCUGAUUGACAUGUAUGGGAAAUGUAAGUACAUUGAGGGUGCAGAAAGGGUUUUUGCGGAUUUGAGGAUAAGGGAUGUGAUUACUUGGACGUCCUUUUGUUCUUGUUAUGUUAACUGUGGGCUUCCGGAUGAGGCUCUUCGGGUUUUUCGUGAGAUGGGAUUGAGUAGAAUUAGGCCUAAUCCAGUGACAUUGUCGUCUGUGCUCCCUGCUUGCUCGGCUUUGAAGUGUUUAAAUCUGGGUAGAGAGAUUCAUGGUUAUGGUAUUAAGAAUAGGAUGGGUGAGAAUGUUUUUGUGAAUAGUGCUCUGGUGGAUAUGUAUUCUAAUUGCUCGAGCAUAAAGCAUGCAGAAUUAGUGUUUUAUAGCAUGCCACAGCCUGAUGUUGUGUCAUGGAAUGUGAUCAUAUCAGCAUAUUUUUCGAAUGGUGAAUGCUGGAAGGCGCUUAAUAAAUUUCAAGAAAUGAGAAAUCAAGGGGUUAAGUUGGAUAUUGUUUCCUGGAACUCUGUCAUUUCUGGGUGUGUUGAUAAUGGAAAAGCACAAGAAGCAAUGGAGUUAUUUAGACAAUUGCAGCAGGUAGGAGGCAGACCUAAUCAAAUCACGAUUACAAGUGUAUUAACUGCUUGUACUUUUUUAGAAUGUUGGAGGGAAGGAAAGGGCAUUCAUGCAUAUAUAUUCAGACAUAGUUUUAUGAAGGAUGUGGCAGCCAGUACUGCUCUAGUGUUAAUAUAUGCCAAGAGUGGUGACUUAAAAAUGUCCAACCGAGUUUUUAAUAUGAUGUCAUUGAAAGACACUGUUGCAUGGAACACAAUAAUCAUUGCUAACUCAAUGCAUGGAAGAGGAGAGGAGGCUUUAUUGCUAUUCAAUGAAAUGGUGGCCUCAGGGGUGAAACCAAACUCUGUUACUUUUACUGCCGUCCUGUCAGGUUGCAGCCACUCGCAGAUGGUAGAUAAGGGGCUCUCAAUUUUUCAUUCAAUGAGUAAGGAUCAUAAAGUUGAACCAGAUCCAGAGCACUACUCUUGCAUGGUUGACGUUCUUAGCCGUGGUGGUCGCUUAGAAGAGGCAUAUAACUUCAUCCAAAAAAUGCCCGUAGAACCAAGUGCAGCUGCAUGGGGAGCUUUGCUUGGAGCAUGUCGGAUAUAUAAGAAUGUAGAUCUAGGACGAAUUGCUGCAAACCGUCUACUUGAGAUUGAACCAGACAACCCCGGAAAUUAUGUUCUACUUUUUAACAUCCUUGUUACUGCCAAACUGUGGGGAGAAGCCUCAGAUACUAGAAAACUGAUGAGAGACAGAGGAAUUAGAAAACUUCCUGGUUGCAGUUGGGUUUGGGUGAAGAAUAGAGUGCAUACAUUUGUUGUUGGUGAUAAAAAUAAUCAUCAGAGCAAUGACAUUUAUAAAUUUUUGGAUGAAAUACGCAGAAAAAUGAAAUUAGCUGGAUGCUACCCAGAUACAGAAUUUGUGCUGCAAGACUUGGAUGGUGAGGAGCAGGAGGAUAGUUUGUGCAAUCAUAGUGAGAAGUUGGCUGUUGCUUUCGGGAUACUCAAUUUGAAAGGUGAAUCAUCCAUUCGGGUCUUUAAGAACUUGAGGAUAUGUGGUGAUUGUCAUAAUACCAUCAAGUUCAUAUCAAAUUUUGUAGGAAUGCAAAUCAUUGUUAGAGAUUCUUUAAGGUUUCACCAUUUUACACACGGAACAUGUUCCUGUGGAGAUUUUUGGUGAAGCCUGCAAGUGCAUUUCAUUGAUAUGAGCAAAUUGUCGGGAUUUUUGAAGACCCAGUCCAGUGAAUAACAACAAAAUGCUAUGCGCUUUCUUCAAAGAGAAAUAAUCUUUUGGAGCUCCUUUCCCAAACGAUUGCGCACACAACAUUUUCCCAGUUGCUUUAAUUGAUUAUCAGUUCAAGCACAUAUAUUAAACAACCACAGUAAUAUACAAGCAUGAAACUGAUCCCGGUGCUUCUCCAACAAGGUAACUUUGGAGUUUGAUGAACCCUUUCAAUUACAGCAAAACUCAAGAAUCAGUACAGUGAUGCUAAAUACACUCUAUCAGUCAAG
This is a messenger RNA of Sesamum indicum (sesame), 2658 nucleotides long. RefSeq names its product pentatricopeptide repeat-containing protein At1g20230. Gene Ontology annotation, molecular function: zinc ion binding; RNA binding; protein binding. The record is from RefSeq and is a predicted model, not a curated record. Lineage: Eukaryota; Viridiplantae; Streptophyta; Magnoliopsida; Lamiales; Pedaliaceae. Gene Ontology annotation, biological process: RNA modification.